AUGGUGAUCAGCUUCGACUCGCAUUCGUUGACGCUUUUUGUGCUCUUCAGCGUCCUCUGGUCUCAGGGAUCAGCGGUGAGCAGCGACCCUAGUUCAAGACUGGGAGAUGUAGUUGGCUUUGAUGGACAGAGUGAGGAGGACCGGCCACAGUUACCAUUGGAAAUCGACAAUGAUAUUUACCAAAGCCCUAUAGUGGACAGUGAAAAGCUCUAUUACCAGCUGUCCGCAAACCUCCCAAGAACAACGCGCCACACUGAUGGUCUCUUCACGAGCGAGUACAGCAAGAUGCUGGGCCAGUUGUCUGCCAGGAAAUACCUGGAAUCCCUGAUCGGGAAGAGAGUCAGUGCCCAAGAUGAUGAUGUUCCUUCCAAACGCCACACUGAUUCGAUCUUCACCGACAACUUUAGCCGUAUCCGGAAAAAGAUGGCAGUGAAGAAAUACUUGGAAAGUCUCAUGAAUGUCAGGAGAAGGUAA
This is a messenger RNA of Amblyraja radiata (thorny skate), 474 nucleotides long. RefSeq names its product VIP peptides-like. The record is from RefSeq and is a predicted model, not a curated record. The transcript has 4 exons. Gene Ontology annotation, cellular component: neuron projection; extracellular region. Lineage: Eukaryota; Metazoa; Chordata; Chondrichthyes; Rajiformes; Rajidae. Gene Ontology annotation, molecular function: neuropeptide hormone activity; peptide hormone receptor binding. The coding region runs from base 1 to 474 and encodes 157 amino acids. Gene Ontology annotation, biological process: epinephrine secretion; adenylate cyclase-activating G protein-coupled receptor signaling pathway; regulation of protein localization.